Molecule: messenger RNA, 2328 nt
Organism: Neltuma alba
Lineage: Eukaryota; Viridiplantae; Streptophyta; Magnoliopsida; Fabales; Fabaceae
Product: glycoprotein 3-alpha-L-fucosyltransferase A-like
Cellular component (GO): membrane
Molecular function (GO): fucosyltransferase activity
Source: RefSeq, a predicted model, not a curated record
UGGAAAAGCCGGUGUUUCUUCCUUCCUGAAAGUCCAAGUCUUCCUUUCCUUCUCCCCGAGACCCAGUCUCAGCAAUCAGCAUUGAACCCUCUCCCAACCCUUCCCCUUUCGCAUGUAAACUAGUCGAAGCUAUAACAGAACUUUGUUCAGUUACAGAUCGCGGUUAUUUCUUCAAAGCUUCUUUCUUUAAGUCUCAGAAUUCUUGGUUGUCGGGAGCAUUUAAUUUAACUUAAUGGGUCUAUUGUCAAAUCAUAGAGGCUCAAGAACAGAGACAAACCAGGAAACUUUACCGGUUUCCACAGCUGGUUUAUCGGUGCCGCCCAAGAAGAGAUGGUCCAAUCUAAUGCCGCUGUUCGUGGCCCUUGUGGUCAUAGCAGAGAUCGCCUUCUUGGGUAAGUUGGAUGUGGCGAAGAACACAGUUAUGGUCGAUACGUGGGCGGACUUAAUUUACUGGUCUCCUGAAGUCGUACCAAAAGAUGAUUUGGGAAUAGCUCAUGAAGUCGUACCAAAAGAUGAUUUGGGAAUAGCUCAUGAAGUCGUACCAAAAGAUGAUCUGGGGGUAGAUAUGCUGGGUAGGGGUCGGAGUUCAGAAUCUGAGAGCUGUGAGGAGUGGUUAGAGAGGGAGGAUGCUGUGACGUAUUCAAGGAACUUCACAAAGGAACCUAUUUUGGUUAAUGGAGCUGAGCAGGAGUGGAAAUCUUGUGCCGUUGGAUGCAACUUUGGUUAUAAUUCAGGUAUCAAACCUGAUGCAGCAUUUGGCAUACCUCAGCAAGGUGGAACGGCUAGUGUUCUGCGAUCUAUGGAAUCUUCGCAAUACUAUGCAGAGAACAAUGCAAUGGCAAGACGGAGGGGAUAUCACAUUGUAAUGACAACCAGUCUAUCAUCUGAUGUUCCUGUUGGAUAUUUCUCUUGGGCUGAGUAUGACAUUAUGGGACCUGUACAACCGAAAACUGAAAGUGCCCUUGCAGCUGCUUUCAUUUCCAAUUGUGGUGCUCGAAAUUUCCGGUUGCAAGCUCUUGAGGGUCUUGAAAAAGCAAACAUCAAGAUUGAUUCUUAUGGUGGUUGCCAUAGAAACCGUGAUGGAAGAGUGGACAAAGUGGAAACCCUGAAGCACUACAAAUUUAGCUUGGCAUUUGAGAAUUCAAAUGAGGAGGAUUAUGUAACUGAAAAAUUCUUCCAAUCUCUUGUUGCUGGUUCUGUUCCUGUUGUGGUUGGCGCUCCAAAUAUUCAGGAUUUCGCCCCAGCCCCUGGUUCAAUUUUACAUAUUAGAGAGCUAGAAGAUGUUGAAUCAGUCGCCAAAGCCAUGAAACACCUGGCAGAGAACCCCGAGGCAUAUAACCGUUCACUGAGAUGGAAGUAUGAGGGCCCAUCUGAUUCUUUCAAGGCCCUUGUGGACAUGGCGGCAGUACAUUCAUCUUGCCGCCUUUGCAUUCACUUGGCCACAACGAUUAGAGAGAAGGAAGAAAAGAGCCCAGGCUUCAAGAAGCGCCCCUGCAAGUGCAAUAGAGGUUCAGAAACUGUAUAUCACAUAUAUGUGAGAGAAAGGGGACGGUUUGAGGCGGAGUCCAUUUACUUGAGGUCAAGCAAUCUGACUCUGGAAGCUUUGAAGUCUGCUGUGUUAAAGAAGUUCACAUCCCUGAAUCAUGUACCCAUAUGGAAGACAGAAAGACCAGAAAGCAUAAGAGGAGGAAAUGAGUUAAAAAUUUACAGAAUAUAUCCUGUAGGGUUGACACAGAGGCAGGCUUUAUAUACCUUCAGCUUCAGAGGAAAUGCUGAUUUUAGAAACCACUUGGAAAGCAAUCCAUGUUCCAAGUUUGAAGUCAUAUUUGUGUAGCAUUGUUAUUUUAUGCUCUCUCUUCCCUUUCUAUGAAUACCUAACACCACCUUCAGCUUCUCGUUGCAGGCAUUGAUAUCUUAGAAUCACUGAUGGAGGGGUUUAGCUUUAGUACGCAAAAGAAAAUGGAAGGAAAAAGGUGUCUGAUUUGAAUCAGGCGUGGCUUUUUCCCUCUUCUCUCCCAGUUAUCUCAAUGGGAAAGUAGAUUUAGAAAUGAGUCGAGAGGUGUGGCAUUUUUAACCUCUUAAUUAGGUGAUAGAGGGAUUUUUAUUUUGACAUCUGGAGGGAACCAGGCUUCAUUUUUAAACUCAUUCCGUGCAUGAUGAGAAGCUAUAUAAGGAAGAUUCCUUUUGGAUGUAUUUAGUUGUUAUGAUUUGUCUAAAUUAUAACUAUAAUCUGAACAUGUCCGACAGGUCCUGUAUAUUGUAUCAAGGAAUCGCUUGUUAUUUCAUGCGCCUUCUGAUUGCUAUUAGUAUUAUUACAUACGUUUUUUU